CCAUGCAUUUCUUUCUUUUGUCCUUCAACAAAACAUUAAUCUUUGUUUUUUUUUUCUCUAUCAACUAUCAAACAACAAAGGUGAUCAAAGAGCUUAAGAGGAAGAAGAAAGAAGAAGAAAAACAAUUAAGGAUGUAUACAAUGAGGAGUUUCAAGUAUAUUGCAACUAUGAUCAUUAUUCUUCUUGUUUUUCUUCCAAUUGUCAUGAAUGCAAGGCAUAUUCCCAAGAUUAACUCAUAUGAAAGACAUAUGGUCAUGUCACCAACUAAAAAGACAACAUUGGCAAGGGGAAUAAUGGCAAAAAGAGCAGAUACAUUACAAGUAGCAGGAUCAAGAUUACCAGAUUGUUCUCAUGCAUGUGGAUCAUGUAAACCUUGUAGAUUAGUGAUGGUUAGUUUUGUUUGUUCAUCAUUAGAAGAAGCUGAGACUUGUCCUGUUGCUUACAAAUGUAUGUGUCAUAACAAGUCAUACCCUGUACCUUAAUUAAUCAUUAGUUUUAAAAAAAUAACUAUAUGUUAUGUUAUCAAUUUUCCAAACAAAUAUCAUAUGUAACAUAUAGUACUUCUUAAUUUCCUCUAAUUCCCUAGUGUAGGGUCUAAUUAGUAGGAUCAUUUCUCAUAUGUAUUCAA
This is a messenger RNA of Solanum tuberosum (potato), 628 nucleotides long. RefSeq names its product protein EPIDERMAL PATTERNING FACTOR 1. Lineage: Eukaryota; Viridiplantae; Streptophyta; Magnoliopsida; Solanales; Solanaceae. The transcript has 2 exons. Bases 3 to 482 code for a protein of 159 amino acids. Gene Ontology annotation, biological process: stomatal complex development; guard cell differentiation. The record is from RefSeq and is a predicted model, not a curated record.